AUGCUGUUUUACCUGACCACCUUGAAUCUUGCGAGAUUCUUGACCGAGACUGCUCAUGUACUCAAUGAAGGAGAAGGAGAUAUUCAAGCAGUCAGUGCACUUGAUGCUUGGAAGCAUUCGGACUUUUUAUGCCGAAACUACAUUAUAAAUAGUUUAGCAGACACGCUAUACAAUGUGUAUAGCACGAUAAAAACUGCUAAGGAGUUAAUGCCAAAGAAGAAGAUGAAAGAAUUCGAAACAAUUGAGAACGGGGAGAAGUUGUUCAUGGAAAAUUCAACAACCUCUGAAAUUAAGGGUCAGAGAAAGGUGAUUCUAAAGAUGACCUCGGGAAAAGAGCUGACUCUCAACAAUGUACUAUGUGAUGAAAAUUCACUAGUUAACUCGAAUUGCAUAUCCAAGUUCCAUAAUGAUUCUGAACAUAAGUGUGAAACUUGUAUUGAGACAAAAUUGACAAGGUCAUCCUUUAAGUCAGUUGAACGGAACACGGAACUACUUGAUUUAAUUCACAGUGAUAACAUGUGGAGGGAAGCUAUGUUAUCAGCAAAUUACCUUUUAAAUAAGGUGCCCCGAAAGAAAUCGGAAAAGACCCCUUAUAAGUUACGGAAAGAAAGAAAGUCUACCUAUAAACAUUUCCGAGUGUGGGGGUGUCUUGCAAAAGUGGUUGUUCCAAUACCAAAGAAGAAUGCUUCAUUCUUUGAAAAAGUAUUUUCAUACAGGUCCAAAGAGGAAGCCAGCUCCUUUAAACAAACAUAUGAGACAAUGACUGAAAAUAGUCAAGACGAAGAAUUAGAAGAAGAGACUGAGGUUAGACGCAGCAAACUGGAAACGACAGAAAAGUCUUAUGAUCCUGAUUUUCUGACCUAUAUGCUAGAAAGUGAACCUCAAUGUUAUCAAGAAGCUGUGACUUUCUCGGAAGGAUCUCAAUGGAAAGAUGCCAUUAAAAUUACGAGAAUAACAUCUAUUAGGGUGAUACUUGCGAUAGUUCUGAUACUUUACGUCAAAGACACUAAAGAUGGCUAUAUCAUUUUAUGUCCUUACGUUGACGACAUACUUAUUGUUGGUAGUAAUAAUAAGAUGAUUGAAUCCACUAAAAAUAUAUUAAAUUCGAGAUUUGAUAUAAAAGACAUGGGUUUAGCCGAUGUUAUACUUAGAGUUAAAAUCUCAAGAACAUUAGAUGGGCUUGUUCUAAGCAGGUCACAUUAUUUGGACAAAAUUUUGGAAAAGUUCAGUAAGGAUGAUAGUAGUUUGGCCAGAACACCGAUAGAUACAAACAUAACCUACACAGUCAGUAAAUUGAGUAGAUAUACGAGUAAUCCAGGAAAUGAUCACUGGAAAGAUUCAAAGUCUACCAGUGGAUAUGUGUUCACUUUGGGAGGUACUGUCAUCUCGUGA
Molecule: messenger RNA, 1392 nt
Organism: Olea europaea var. sylvestris
Lineage: Eukaryota; Viridiplantae; Streptophyta; Magnoliopsida; Lamiales; Oleaceae
Exons: 8
Coding region: 1-1392 (463 amino acids)
Source: RefSeq, a predicted model, not a curated record